Molecule: messenger RNA, 1790 nt
Organism: Erythranthe guttata (spotted monkey flower)
Lineage: Eukaryota; Viridiplantae; Streptophyta; Magnoliopsida; Lamiales; Phrymaceae
Product: flavanone 3-dioxygenase 2
Source: RefSeq, a predicted model, not a curated record
GAGAGAGAGAGGGGAAUCAACACAGUUCAUUAGUUCUCUUUCUAGAACACUGACGUUCAGCUCACGCGCCGUCGACCAAAACGUAACGAAACCCUAAAAAAAAAUCGCCACCGACGUAAUGCAAUUUGAAAGCAUGACAUCACUCGUGACGGCACCGGAUGAUAUCAGCUCCGUUGACAUUUACCGCUCCGCACUCGACAUCUACGACACGAGUGACGUCACUGCAAAGUUGCGCGUUGACGUCAGAAUGUGGGAUCAGCUAUCUAGUACUGGGGGCAUUGAUUGACAAUCCAGCAUGAAAAUAUGGGCUUCUGUGCCGAGCGAUUGAUUACUACCGGACAGUUGUGGAGAACCUGAGGGCAUUUCUGAAAUAUCGAAUGUUCAAUUCGCCUUUGCAUCUUCCCCGCUUCUCAUUUCAUUCGCAGUCGUAGAUUUUCGGAGGCUUCGAAGGAAGGUCACUCUUCUUGAAAGUUCUUUUCAAGUUUCUCCGCAAGUAAGCUAAAAAAAAAGCUGGGAAAAAAAUGGAAACAAAGGUGAUUAGUGGAGUACACUUCUCAAGCCUCCCAGCUAGUUAUAUCCGACCCGAAUCCGACAGACCAAAACUUUCCGAAAUUGAGGAGUUCGAUAAUGUCCCCGUCAUUGACUUAGGAUGCGAGGAUCACAACCUAAUCGUAAAACAAAUCGGUGAUGCUUGUCGAGAAUAUGGAUUCUUCCAGGUGAUAAAUCAUGGAGUGUCCAAGGCACUUGUGGAUAAUAUUCUCUGUGUGGCUCAUGAAUUUUUCGAUUUAUCCGUUGAGGAGAAGAUGAAGCUAUACUCUGACGAUCCGACAAAAACUAUGCGGCUAUCGACAAGUUUUAACGUGAAAAAGGAGACGGUUCACAAUUGGAGGGAUUAUCUGAGGCUCCAUUGUUAUCCGCUCGAGAAAUAUGUACCCGAGUGGCCUUCUAAUCCCUCUUCUUUCAAGGAUGUUGUAAGCACUUACUGUGCCGAAAUUCGACAACUUGGGUUGAGGUUGCAAGAAGAUAUAUCGGAGAGUUUAGGGUUAGAUAAAGACAACCUUAAGAAUGUACUAGGAGAUCAAGGACAACAUAUGGCAGUGAACUAUUAUCCUGCAUGCCCCGAACCUGAGCUUACGUACGGAUUGCCAGCUCACACCGAUCCGAACGCACUCACUAUUCUCCUUCAAGAUUUGCAAGUUGCGGGACUUCAAGUUCUUAAGGAUGGGAAAUGGUUAGCAAUAAAACCCCAGCCAGGUGCUUUUGUCAUUAACAUCGGCGAUCAACUCCAGGCACUGAGUAAUGGGAAGUACAAGAGCGUUUGGCAUCGAGCUGUUGUGAAUGCUGAUAAAGCCAGACUCUCAGUGGCCUCGUUUCUCUGCCCUUGCGAUAGCGCAAAUAUUAGUGCCCCCAAGGGACUGACAGGUGGCGAAGAUCCAGCCGUUUAUCGAGACUAUACGUAUAACGAGUAUUAUAAAAAGUUUUGGAGCCGGAAUUUGGACCAGGAGCACUGUUUGGAAUUAUUCAAGAAUUAGUAUCUUUUUUGUCGAUUCCAUCGAAUAAUCGAGAUAUUUUCUGGCCCUUUUAGAUCUCUAGAUCAGAGGAUAAGUGAUGGAAUUAGUUAAUAAUUACAUAUGGUAUUAUAUUUCUGUUUGUGAAAGCUAUUAUUAUUUCACAAGCUUCUGCUUUUCAUUAGUAUCUCAAUAAUGAUUCGAGGCGAAUAACGAACGAUGUCUAAUAAUUAUAUAAUAAUUUACUGUAAUUGUAGGUUUAUUUUAUCCUUUUAAGUCUUA